Molecule: messenger RNA, 1935 nt
Organism: Ostrea edulis (European flat oyster)
Lineage: Eukaryota; Metazoa; Mollusca; Bivalvia; Ostreida; Ostreidae
Exons: 2
Coding region: 1034-1693 (219 amino acids)
Source: RefSeq, a predicted model, not a curated record
CAGGCUAAUUAUACACCUUCCUCAGGUAAACUCAGGCUAAUUAUACACCUUCCUCAGGUAAACUCAGGCUAAUUAUAGACCUCCCUCAGGUAAACUCGGGAUAAUUAUAGACCUCUCUCAGGUAAACUCGGGCUAAUUAUAUACCUUCCUCAGGUAAACUCUGACUAGUUAUAGACCUCCCUCAGGUAAACUCGGACUCAAUUAUAGACCUCCCUUAGGUAAACUCGGACUCAAUUAUAGACCUCCCUCAGGUAAACUCAGGCUAAUUAUACACCUUCCUCGGGUAAACUCAGGCUAAUUAUACACCUUUCUCGGGUAAACUCAGGCUAAUUAUACACCUUCCUCAGGUAUUGUAUUGUAUUUUAUUGUUUAUUGACCAAGAACCAUUCAGUUCAUAGGACCUGGUAUAAAGUAUAUACAACAACAAAUUAUACAUGAAAUAGUAUGAGCAGUAAGUGCUAGAGCUUUGAUAUUUCACAUGAGUAUUCCUUGUGACAAGACCUUUCCGUGGGUACCAUCAUUUUUUACCCUUUGACCUUGGAGUCUAACCUACUUUUAAAAAGAUUUAACAUUGGUCAUAACUUCUAAAUGGUAAAUAUUAGAGCUUUCAUAUUGCACCUGAGCAUUUCUUGUGAGAAGAUCUUUCUACUGGUACCAAGAUAUUAAUUUGUCCAUGUGACAUUGGCCAUCUUUGGAAUUGGCCAUUAUCGGUGGCAUUUGUGUUUCACAAACACAUUUCGUUUAUUGAUGAACAUGGUUAAAGAUACAGAUAGACUUACAGAUAUGUUGAUGAACAAGGUCACAGUUACAGAUAGACUUACAGACAUAUUGAUGAACAAGGUCAGAGUUACAGAUAGACUUACAGAUAUGUUGAUGAACAAGGUCACAGUUACAGAUAGACUUACAGACAUGUUGAUGAACAAGGUCAGAGUUACAGAUAGACUUACAGACAUGUUGAUGAACAAGGUCAGAGUUACAGAUAGACUUACAGACAUGUUGAUGAACAAGAUCAGUUACAGAUAGACUUACAGACAUGUUGAUGAACAAGGUUACAGUUACAGAUAGACUUACAGACAUGUUGAUGAACAAGGUUACAGUUACAGAUAGACUUACAGAUAUGUUGAUGAACAAGGUCACAGUUACAGAUAGACUUACAGACAUGUUGAUGAACAAGGUCACAGUUACAGAUAGACUUACAGACAUGUUGAUGAACAAGGUCACAGUUACAGAUAGACUUACAGACAUGUUGAUGAACAAGGUCACAGUUACAGAUAGACUUACAGAUAUGUUGAUGAACAAGGUCACAGUUACAGAUAGACUUACAGACAUGUUGAUGAACAAGGUCACAGUUACAGAUAGACUUACAGACAUGUUGAUGAACAAGGUCACAGUUACAGAUAGACUUACAGACAUGUUGAUGAACAAGGUCACAGUUACAGAUAGACUUACAGACAUGUUGAUGAACAAGGUCACAGUUACAGAUAGACUUACAGACAUGUUGAUGAACAAGGUCACAGUUACAGAUAGACUUACAGACAUGUUGAUGAACAAGGUUACAGUUACAGAUAGACUUACAGACAUGUUGAUGAACAAGGUUACAGUUACAGAUAGACUUACAGACAUGUUGAUAACAAGGUCAGAGUUACAGAUAGACUUACAGAUAUGUUAUGAAGAAGGUCAGAGUUACAGAUAGACUUACAGACACGUUGAUGAACAAGGUUACAGUUACAGAUAGACUUACAGACAUGUUGAUGAACAAGGUCAGAGUUACAGAUAGACUUACAGACAUGUUGAUGAACAAGGUCAGAAUUACAGAUAGACAUGUUGUGAUAUUAAUGUCAUUAUAAUGAACCUGUUUUGACUAUCUGUUUUACUGAACACUUUGCAGAAGGUUGUCCACGAGUUGACAGAUGCCACAGAGGCUGUAAAGAAAAA